AUGGAACCCGUAAGGCCACGUCUCGACACCCUUAAAGCAAUCCUUGAAGAAGACAACGAGGGAGUAGGAAAAGAGCUCAUCAUCAUCACCGACAACGGAGAGCCACGUCAGAGCAGCUCCAGUGUAGAGGAGGAAGAUGAGGAGAGGAGAUCCAAUGCGUCAUUUUGCUCGGUAGAAGUAGAUCUCGAGCUUGGUAUGUCUAAGAAAGAUGUACAUAUGUCACCAUAUGAGAGAGAUUGCAGGAUUUGUCACAUGACUUUGGAUGCAUCGAAUCUUGAAUCUGGUGUUCCCAUUGAGCUAGGCUGUUCUUGCAAAGAGGAUCUCGCUGCUGCUCAUAAACACUGUGCUGAGACUUGGUUCAAAAUCAAAGGAAAUAAAAUAUGUGAAGUAUGCGGCUCCAUUGCGGGUAAUGUUGUUGUAAAUGUUGAGGCAGAGACUGAUGAAACUCGAAAUGAAGCAAACGGUACAGUGAAUCAAGCUUUGAGAACUUCUAAUCCACCACUGGUGGAAGCUAGAAGCUUCUGGCAAGGUCACCGGUUCUUGAAUUUCCUUUUAGCUUGUAUGGUCUUUGCCUUUGUGAUCUCAUGGCUCUUCCACUUCAAUGUUCCUUCCACAUAG
Molecule: messenger RNA, 618 nt
Organism: Eruca vesicaria subsp. sativa (arugula)
Lineage: Eukaryota; Viridiplantae; Streptophyta; Magnoliopsida; Brassicales; Brassicaceae
Source: the annotation of a GenBank genome assembly